Messenger RNA from Sphenostylis stenocarpa, 3054 nucleotides. NCBI's taxonomy places the organism in Eukaryota, Viridiplantae, Streptophyta, Magnoliopsida, Fabales, Fabaceae. The record is from the annotation of a GenBank genome assembly.
AUGGCGUUGGGGGGCUCGCACCCAGCAGAGAUCGACGAGGAUCUGCACAGUCGGCAGCUCGCCGUCUAUGGCCGCGAGACCAUGCGGAGGCUCUUCGCGUCCAGCGUCCUCGUUUCGGGGAUGCAGGGUCUUGGUGUUGAAAUUGCGAAGAAUCUCAUUCUUGCUGGUGUGAAAUCUGUAACCUUGCACGACGAAGGAAAUGUGGAGUUAUGGGAUUUGUCCAGUAAUUUUGUCUUUUCAGAUAAUGAUGUUGGCAAGAACAGGGCAGUGGCUUCUGUUAGUAAGUUGCAGGAACUUAACAAUUCUGUGGUUGUACUAAGCUUAACAACUAAACUGACAAAAGAGCAACUUGCUAAUUUCCAGGCUGUUGUUUUCACUGAAAUUAGUCUUGAGAAAGCCAUUGAGUUCGAUGAUUACUGCCACAGUCAUAAUCCACCUAUUGCCUUUAUUAAAAGUGAAGUUAGGGGCCUUUUUGGUUCUCUGUUUUGUGAUUUUGGGCCCGAGUUCACUGUUUUUGAUGUUGAUGGAGAGGAUCCUCAUACUGGUAUAAUUGCAUCCAUAAGCAAUGACAACCCUGCUCUAGUUUCCUGUGUUGAUGACGAGAGGCUUGAGUUUCAAGAUGGAGAUCUGGUUGUAUUCUCUGAAGUUCAUGGUAUGAGAGAGUUGAAUGAUGGAAAGCCAAGAAAGAUAAAAAAUGCUAGACCGUAUUCAUUCACUCUUGAAGAAGACACCACAAAUUAUGGUAGAUAUGAAAAAGGUGGUAUUGUCACCCAGGUCAAACAGCCAAAGGUUUUGAACUUUAAACCACUGAGAGAAGCACUCAGUGAUCCAGGCGAUUUUCUUCUGAGUGAUUUUUCUAAGUUUGAUCGCCCACCACUACUGCAUUUAGCAUUCCAGGCUUUGGAUAAGUUUGUUUCCGAGAUAGGUCGCUUCCCUGUUGCUGGUUCAGAGGAUGAUGCACAAAAACUUGUAUCUAUAGCCAGUAAUAUUAAUGACAGCUUAGGAGCUGGAAAAUUGGAAGAUGUGAAUCCAAAACUUCUACAACAAUUUGCUUCUGGUGCUCGGGCAGUAUUGAACCCUAUGGCAGCUAUGUUCGGUGGAAUUGUAGGACAAGAGGUUGUAAAGGCAUGCUCUGGGAAAUUUCAUCCACUUUUUCAAUUUUUCUACUUUGACUCGCUGGAAUCACUUCCUACAGAACCACUGGAUCCUAAUGAUUUGAAACCAUUAAACAGUCGUUAUGAUGCACAGAUUUCAGUUUUUGGACGAAAGUUGCAGAAGAAGUUAGAAGAUGCUGAAGUUUUUGUUGUUGGAUCUGGUGCAUUGGGAUGUGAAUUUUUGAAAAACCUUGCUCUAAUGGGAGUUUCUUGUGGUGGAGGAAAACUAACAAUUACUGAUGAUGAUGUCAUAGAAAAGAGUAACCUAAGUAGACAGUUCCUCUUCCGUGAUUGGAAUAUUGGCCAGGCGAAGUCUACAGUUGCGUCUUCAGCUGCUGCUUCUAUAAAUCCUCGUCUGAAUAUCGAAGCUCUGCAAAAUCGUGUUGGCACUGAAACUGAAAAUGUGUUUCAUGACACCUUCUGGGAAAAUUUGAGUGUUGUGAUUAAUGCAUUAGACAAUGUGAAUGCAAGGCUGUAUGUUGAUCAGAGGUGCUUGUAUUUCCAGAAGCCACUUCUUGAAUCUGGAACUCUUGGAGCCAAAUGCAAUACCCAAAUGGUCAUUCCCCACCUAACAGAAAAUUAUGGUGCAUCAAGGGAUCCACCUGAGAAACAGGCACCAAUGUGUACUGUUCACUCCUUUCCUCACAACAUUGACCACUGCUUGACAUGGGCUCGGUCAGAGUUUGAGGGUUUGCUUGAGAAAACUCCAGCUGAAGUAAAUGCAUAUUUAUCUAAUCCAAGUGAAUAUACUAAUGCGAUGAGGAAUGCUGGUGAUGCUCAAGCGAGGGAUAACUUGGAGCGUGUUCUUGAGUGUUUGGACGAGGAUAAGUGUUUGACUUUUGAAGAUUGUAUUUUGUGGGCAAGGCUAAAGUUUGAAGAUUAUUUUGUUAACAGAGUAAAGCAAUUAAGUUAUACUUUUCCUGAAGAUGCUGCAACUAGUACUGGAGCUCCUUUCUGGUCUGCACCAAAACGAUUCCCUCGUCCACUGGAAUUCUCAUCCUCUGAUCUGGGUCAUCUGCAGUUAUUGAUGGCAGCUUCUAUAUUACGUGCAGAAACAUUUGGUAUACCAAUCCCUGAUUGGGGUAAGAAUCCUAAGAAGCUGGCUGAAGUUGUUGAUAAAGUGAUCGUACCUGACUUUGAGCCCAAGAAAGAUGCAAAAAUAGUGACAGAUGAGAAGGCAACCAGUCUCUCUUCUGCUUCUGUAGAUGAUGCAGCUGUGAUUAAUGAUCUAAUUGCCAAGUUAGAAGUGUGCCGAACAAAGCUGCAACCGGAUUUCAGGAUGAAACCUGUUCAAUUUGAGAAGGAUGAUGAUACAAACUAUCAUAUGGACCUGAUAGCUGGGCUUGCCAACAUGAGGGCACGGAACUACAGCAUCCCUGAAGUUGACAAGCUCAAGGCCAAGUUUAUUGCUGGGCGGAUCAUUCCUGCAAUUGCAACUUCGACUGCUAUGGCCACCGGGCUUGUCUGCCUGGAGCUGUACAAAGCUUUGGAUGGAGGGCACAAAGUGGAGGACUACCGAAACACGUUUGCCAACUUAGCACUGCCUCUCUUUUCCAUGGCAGAGCCAGUUCCACCAAAGGUCAUCAAGCAUCAAGAUAUGAGUUGGACAGUUUGGGACAGAUGGAUUCUAAAAGACAAUCCUACUCUAAGGGAGCUUCUUGAGUGGCUGAAGGCAAAAGGUCUGAAUGCUUAUAGUAUUUCAUGUGGAAGUUGUCUGCUGUAUAACAGCAUGUUCCCUAAGCAUAAAGAACGAAUGGACAGAAAGAUAGUGGAUCUAGCUAGGGAUGUGGCCAAGGUGGACAUACCGGCGUACAGGCGUCACUUGGAUGUUGUGGUUGCCUGCGAGGAUGACGAGGACAAUGACAUUGACAUCCCCCAAAUAUCCAUCUAUUUCCGUUAG